This is a messenger RNA of Juglans regia (Persian walnut), 1643 nucleotides long. Its product is annotated as peroxidase 46-like. The record is from RefSeq and is a predicted model, not a curated record. Gene Ontology annotation, molecular function: heme binding; peroxidase activity. Lineage: Eukaryota; Viridiplantae; Streptophyta; Magnoliopsida; Fagales; Juglandaceae. Gene Ontology annotation, biological process: hydrogen peroxide catabolic process; response to oxidative stress. The transcript has 4 exons. The coding region runs from base 274 to 1272 and encodes 332 amino acids.
AAUACUUGAAGAGAGAUGGGAGAUCAUCUUCUGUUUAUUCUGACACUGGAAUUCUACAUAACGUGAACUCAUCUACCUGUCCUCCUGACAUCACCAAACCACAUUAAUGCAGCUUUAAAUAGUGAUAUAUGCAGUAUUGCAUGGCCAGUUGGGUGGUCGCCUUUCACUCUCUAUUAGAUGUUUUCUAAUAAGAAGAAAGAUCAGACUGAAAUAUCACGCGUUUACAAUUACUUAUUGUGAUCUGCUUCGACUCCCAGAAAAGCAAGGACCCUUAUGGAGACAAGACCUGAUGUUUUUUCUGUGCUACUCUUCAUUGUUGUUCUGCACUCAGUUGCUGCUUCCCCUUCUUAUUCUUCUUCUUCUUCUGCCAAUCUCUCAUUUACAUUCUAUGCAGCUUCAUGUCCUUCUGCUGAGUUUAUGGUCAGAAACACAGUGAGAUCAGCUUCUUCUGUCGACCCAACUAUCCCUGGGAAACUCCUUCGCUUGCUGUUCCACGAUUGCUUCGUGGAGGGUUGUGAUGCAUCUGUGCUGUUGCAAGGAAACGGGACAGAGCAAAGUGAUCCAGCAAACAGAUCUCUCGGAGGAUUUUCUGUAAUAGAUUCGGCUAAAAGAGUGCUCGAAAUCUUCUGUCCAGGAACUGUUUCUUGCGCUGAUAUUGUUGUUUUGGCUGCUAGAGAUGCUGUUGAGAUGGCUGGCGGACCAGCAAUUCAGAUUCCAACAGGUAGGAGAGAUGGGAUGGUUUCAGCAGCUUCAAACGUCAGGCCCAAUAUUGUUGAUACGAGUUUUUCAGUGGAUGAGAUGAUAAAGCUCUUCUCUUCUAAAGGGAUGUCCUUAAAUGACCUUGUGACCCUUUCAGGAGCUCACACCAUUGGAACAGCUCAUUGCAGUGCAUUCAGUGAUCGAUUUCAAAAGGACUCCAAAGGGAAGCUCACACUCAUUGACACAUCCCUUAACAGUACUUAUGCAGACGAGUUAAUCAAACAAUGCCCUGCAGAUUCGAGCCCUUCUGUACUCGUUAAUAAUGAUCCCGAUACAUCCUUCAUGUUUGACAACCAGUACUACCGAAAUCUUUUAUCCCAUAGAGGGCUAUUCCAAUCAGAUUCUGUUCUCUUCAACGAUGAAAGAACCAGGAAACAAGUAGAGGAUUUCGCAAAUGACCAAGUUGGUUUUUUCGAGAGUUGGGGUCAGUCAUUUUUUAAGCUUACUAGCAUUGGAGUGAAAACAGGUGACGAAGGUGAAAUUCGAAGAUCUUGUUCAGCAACAAACACGUAAAGACAUGGAUAAUUUGCUUAAUUAGUAAGACGUCUUGUUUUGAGUUGUAAGUCCUCUUGUUGAUCAUGUUCGUGUGUUUCUGCUUGAAUUUCUUCUUGCUGUGUUUGGGAACACAACAACACAGGUGAGGCUCGUUUUUAAGAGUAGUGUGGAGAGACUGAAUAUUGUCGGUCCUAUCUAUGCUUUGUAAUUGCAUAAGUAAUAUCGCUUUUUUUUUUUUUUCCUUUUAAGUAUAAUAUAUUGAAGAGAGUGACUGCCUUUUGUGAGGGGAAACAAUACCUCUCAUGUCGUGUUCUGCUGUGUGCGCGAAUCAUCAUCAAUGGCUUGAAUACUUGUAUAUUUUGCUGAAGCUAAUAAAUUGAUUUGACAAA